Messenger RNA from Cutaneotrichosporon cavernicola, 561 nucleotides. RefSeq lists its product as uncharacterized. The coding region runs from base 1 to 561 and encodes 186 amino acids. The transcript has 2 exons. The record is from RefSeq and is a predicted model, not a curated record. NCBI's taxonomy places the organism in Eukaryota, Fungi, Basidiomycota, Tremellomycetes, Trichosporonales, Trichosporonaceae.
AUGCUGGGCCUCAAGAAGAAACUCUCGGCUCUUGUUCCCGCCGACGCCCGGGGGACCAUCCAAAAAGCCCUCACAGUCGAGUGGGACAGCGGUCACAAAGCCGUCCUCGUCGACCUCUCCCCAGAACGCGAACGGGAACGAGAAAUCGAGAUGUCCUCAUCUAAGGGAUAUGGCCGGCUAGCGGAUGAGGAUGAGGAAGAGGCCAUGUUCCGGAGUUGGGACGAUGCCGAAGUGGAGAGGAAGAUGAAGAGGGAAAAGGAGGACCGGACGCGUCGGAUGGUCGCUGAGGCGCUGGGGGCGCCUAGGAAGGCAGAGAGCGUGUUGGGUCUGGACAACUUUGCUGCGGACCACGACGCACCCCCUCCUCCGCCCAAGAAGGACCGGCAGAAUCCUUUCGCCGCACCGUAUCGGCCUGACGACCUCGGCGCCCUGCGCCGACCGCCGGCACUCAUCAAGAAUUGGGAGGUGAUGAGCUCGGAGCCGAGUCCGACAACUAGUAGUAGUCGGUGGAGCGGGUCUAGUACUGACCUCUCUGCGCAUCCCGACAACCCGUUCCGGUAG